This is a messenger RNA of Pseudocercospora fijiensis CIRAD86, 249 nucleotides long. RefSeq lists its product as uncharacterized. NCBI's taxonomy places the organism in Eukaryota, Fungi, Ascomycota, Dothideomycetes, Mycosphaerellales, Mycosphaerellaceae. Bases 1 to 249 code for a protein of 82 amino acids. The transcript is spliced from 5 exons. The record is from RefSeq and is a predicted model, not a curated record.
AUGGUGCCGAGCAGCGGGCUUGCUCGGUAUGGGUCUCUUUUGACCGAAGGCUUGUAUACUGUCCUACUUUUGGGCCCAUCCGUUGUGACCGGCGCCGAGCACCCUGACCUGCUCGGUAUUCCAUGGCGCCGCGUGGCCAAUGGGGAUUGUUUAUGUGUCUACCUUAAGUCGCGGCUACCUCCAUUCAGGCUUGUGGGCAUGAAGAAUCAAACUGCGACGGGUGCACCCAAUCACAAACACACCCAAUAA